UCUCAUGGCGGCCUCUUAGAACAGGAUUUGACAUGAUUUACACAUGUCGAAUUAUAUAAUAACUAAUUAAGAAGACACUUGUUGUUUCCAAAAGUGAAGAUGGUGUAGGUCAGGAAAGCCGAGGGUCACUUCUGUCCUGCAGCCAUGAAGCUGGACAUCGAUGUGUUGGCCUCAACCAGCAUCAAGCGCAGGAAGCCAUGGCCACAGAUUGUCUGGGCAGGGCAGGAGAAGGAGAGCCUGUUCCUCCUUGACAUCGGGCGGAUCAGUGUGCUGUUCGUGCCAUCAGGCAAGACAAAGAGGAAGGUUCCAGCAUUAUCUCCCCUUGUUGGGGAAGCAGUCCAUCUCACACAUACAAAGAAUGGUCUGUUCCUGGUGGGUCUGAUGCGGUCUGGAGAUCUGUUUGUGUGGCACAAAGACAGGGACAGCCUGAAGAUGGUGACAGGACUCGUGAACCAUGUCUCCAUAGACAAACUCAAACCAGGCACCAGCAAGUUGGUUGUGGCAGAUGACUGCUCCCGGGCCCUGGUUGUCGUCAACUGGUCUCAGAUCUUCCUCUGGCAACAAGACCCAAACGAUAGUUUCGGGUCCACUAAAUCAGCUACACUGGCAGGGGCAUGGACACGGGUGAACAUCCCCAACAAGAUUCCCCUGGCGUCACCAGAGUGCCGGGAGACCAGUGUAGCCGCCAUCUUCUACUCCAGCCAGGUUCUUGGUGAAUGCUGCCAGUGCUCCCUGACCUUCAACAAUGCAGACAAGCUGUGUGUGACGACAGUCUUAUUGAGAUUCUCAGAGUUGCACAACAUAUACAAGGACAGUGUUCCCAGUUAUCACACAGAGUGGAGCUGCAUUGAGUAUCCUGUACAGAACAUCAGCACUGGCUGUCAGCCAAUCAACACGAAGGGAGCCUAUGUCACAUGCUACUCACAUGAUGGUCAGGUGAUAGCUGUAGCAGCCAAUCAGAAGCGUCCAUCUGACACAAGUCUCCUGUUCUUGUCACCACUGACUGAGACUGUCCUUGUGUCAGAAAUGAAGGACUGUGGCAUCCAAAACGCUGACCGGAAGUUUGGAAGUUGCUACUGGGUGUCCUCAAUGUCCUGGACCUGUGACAAUCUGUUUCUGGCAUGUAUUCUACGGAACGGUUCCAUUUGUUUGGUGUCCCGGCUUGGGGAGCCAAUCAGCAUUCAGACGUCGGGCUGCUCUAUUGACCUUGGUCCAUCUCGCUUCAUCCCAAUACACCCCGUCAUUAGAGUUCAACAAGAAGGUGAAACUGAGCCAGUCUUGGAUGAACAUGGAGAUGACCCCUUACAGCAGAUAUUCUCCGUGUCCACACACCCCUCCCUUCCCAUCAUCCUCUUCUCCGAUGGCUACAUGGUGACCGUGGUCCAACUGCCAUGUGACACAAGAUGCAUGGCCUUCAUGCGCGACCUUGUCUUUGAGUCGUCAAAACAUCUUAAGUGGAUACAGGACCAAGAAGGAAUUGAUAUGACUCUAGCAAGUCCAUACAACUUGCCGGUGGACAGAGCCGAACACGACAGAAUGGUGAAUCGGAAGAGGGAGAGAAUGUUAGCAGAGUCAAGAUCAAGACCUCAAAGGUUGAAAAAUUUACGGUACAGUUUUGAAGAUUUGACAGGAUCUUUAAAUGACACUCAGGACAGUGAAGUGAGUGCUGUGUUGGACGACGGCUUCGGUCAGUUUGGUGCUAUGCAGAACCUCAGCUCAGGGAAGAUUAUGUUUGGUGAGCCGGAGAUGAUGAUGGCGACUGUGGACUCUUCCUAUCUCAGCAUGGCGGAACAGGAGGCUGUAGCUAAACGGAUGCAGGCAGCAAAAGUUGCUCUUUUCAUGUCAUGGAAGCUGGCAGCAUCACACAGUGACAUUUGGACAUCUGAUCUGGACCGUGUAGCUAAGUCGAUCGCACAGAACAUGGUCAAGAUGUUUUCCCUGAUCCUGAACUGUCCGCCGGUAAGUGAAAUGAUAAAUCCGUCCGUCCAGUCUCCGGCCAUCCAGAACAGCGGCUUGUUCCAGGUGAUGACGAUGUAUCGGCAGAUGCUGGACCUGUUGCAGUUUGACGUGCUCCACCAGCACCUUACUCCAGUCUCACUCCAGCUCAUGCACCACACGGCCAAGCUUGUCCUGGACAGCCCAGGUCUAGACCAGCUCGAUCCUAGACUGAAGACGUUGUCUGGAUGUUACACGCUGCUUAGGUUCUCGGAGAAGACGUUCAACAAGACGUAUGUGUGGCUUCCCAAGUCGGUGUCCUCCAAGCCCUUCACUCCGCGGUCAGGGCUAGGAGGGGCUGAUCAGUACCAGCAGGGGCGGAUUGAGGGGGUGGACAACACGGCAGCAUCCCAGCUGCUGUCCAAGAGACUGUCGGCGACCUGGAUGAUGCUGUACAAGAACCUGGUGCACUUCCAGACCCACCAGUGUCAGAGUGAGGCUGAAUACAGACAGGCCCAGAACCUCAUGUGUCAGAUCCAGGAGACCAUGCAGCAUAUGGAGACACCCAUACCCCAGCAGGUGUCUCCCAGGAUCAGCCAUGGUGACAGACACAGCCUUGACGGCCACCACACACAGGCUGUGAAUGCAUGGAGCAAGCAGCUCAAGGCUAUUGGAGCCAAGGAGGACAGUAACAAGGCCGCCCGACUGUUACACUCCCUGCUGUACACGUACCUCAUACGAGGGGAACUGCUCACUGCCGUCGACUUUGUGGACAGCCUCAUUCUGAGAGCCAACGUCCCAGUAGGGGUGGACCCCGAGCACUUGAACAGGACAACAUCCUCGGACAGUCGACUACCCCUGAUGACCAUAGUGGCCAGUACUCUCAAGACACUGGCAUUUGACAGCCCGGACAUGGUUCCUUGUAUCCGGGACAAGAGUAUCCGACAGCUGGUUCAGACCAUGGCACGAUUCAUGGCAGCGUACUUCUCCAACCAGACAGUCUACGUCUUCCCUCCCCACAACCCACAACCUCUCCCCGCCAUCCACUUUGAAGCAGCUGUUGUCAACAAUCGGAUCAUUCCUCAGUACCACGAAGACAUCACGGGCGUGAUCCGACAGCACAAGCUGGGCAGUGUGUGGACCGUGGAACGCACUCUGGAGUAUCUACUGCUCAGUGGCCUGGCUUGUGAGGCCACGUGGUUCGCUGACAAGAUGGGUGACUGGAAGGCUGCUUUCCUGAUGGCUGUGGGUUGUGUUCAGCACCAUUUCACAGCCCCCAAAGUCUAUGAGAAAAAGAGGAAACCGCUGACACUUCCUGAUUCCCUGUUGCCUGGCAACAUAUUACAGAGGAAGCUUGGCAUGCUUCUGGGAGAGACGUCAAGUGAGGCACUGAGCAAGUCUCGACAGCUUACCCAAGACUACAUUGCUAUUGAUGAGGACACGAACAUGAAAGUCCUGACGAAGACCCUGGAGGAUAUCCUGACAGGUGCCAUGGUUGGGAGGGUUGAUGUGUUGCCAGGGUUACUGAAGACUCUGGUAGAGAAACUGAAGACUGUUGUAUCAGAGUUGCCUCCCCUCGUCCCAAAGGAUUUCUACCUACCUGCCCCUCCCCUGUACUGCCCCCAACCUUCAGCUACAAGCCAGGAAUCGGUGAGAUCCGCGGUAGGGAUGGAGAUGCAGCUGCGGAGGAAGGCGGCAUCUCUGAUCCAGCUGAUGCUGAGUUUCCUGCAGGCCAGCCACCUCUCCCUGCACGUCACGCACUGGUAUGUGACCCGACUCCUUCAGGCACAGCACAAGGCCACACAGUUCAAGGCCAACACUGAAGGACCCUGUACAGAGCUGCCGAAGUUCCUCAGUGGACUGAUGGACCACUUGGCGUCGGACUUGAACUUGGCAGAACAUGAGGAUGGGGAGUCCGUGCAGCUGGUGCUGUCAGCUUUCCGUGACGUCUGCUGUGUGGUGUGGAUGCUCCACGCCCGAGACAAACUCUCCCUGUGUCUGCGGCAGAGACAGAAGUACCUUGACCAGCUCAGCUUCCACAGACAGGACAAGGAGAACGGGUCUGAGCGAUGGCUACAGGAGUGCUUCACCAACCUCCAGUGGGCUGUCCACCUUCUGGCGUUCAGCCGCUUCUUGCCAGACGAGGGAUGUGUGUACAAGGUCGUCCUCUCUCUCCUGCUGGAGCUACCCCCGUCUGAAGACACAGCAGACAUCUUGGCGGAGUAUUUCUACGACAUGGAGAACCUCGACGCAGAGGUCCAGGAGAAGGUGGACAAGAUCCUACACGAGUGGCAGACGGUCAUUGUCCAGCCUGAGGAUGAUGGGAGGUCAGCUAAAGUAGAUGCUGAUGUAGACGUUGAUGAUGAUCCAACAGGCGGACAGAAAUCAGUCAGAUUCUUAAAAGCAUCUCCUCGUGGAAAGUCGCUGUCUGUUUAUUUUCACAAGCAGUGUCAAGUUGCUGGAAAAGUUUUGAAGAAAAGGAGAAUCUGUUUCGGGAAUUAUGACGAAUUUGUUUUUGCAAAUUCAUCAAAAGACCCUCGAGAUCUCAAUAUUGGUUCCAGGCCAUAUGAGACGAAGAGAUAUUUCAUUGAAUUUAUGGACACUUUCUGUUCUGUCAGUUUUGGCCUUCUGAUGGAAUCAGAAUUAGAGAGACAUAUUCAAAAGAGAUACCCUGUAUUAUUGCCGUGGGCGGAAGUUAUCAUGAACAGGGAAAUGACAACUUUUCUUGAAAGAUCAUCUCACGGAAAUAGAAAACAUUCUCUGGUUGUACUGACACCAAGAGAUGGGUCUGUUGAGACUCUGCCCAGAGGGAAGGACAGUUCAGUUUUCCGGAGACAGGGUUCUGUGGGAGACAGCGACCAUAUGCGGCUGAUGAAAGCUAAGGGUCUCUUCCGAAGUAAGAGUGUGGUUGAAAUGGGAUCUUCAGAUAAACCUUCUUCUCCAGUUCGGAGGUAUGAAAGUGAGAAUGGCAUUAAUGAGUUGGUAGGAACACCUGCUCGAUCAUCAAGACAAGGCAGUCAACAGAACCUGUCAGAGUUGGCAUCAAGGUUUUAUCAGUCUGAAGAGGCGUUGUAUCCUCAGGAAGAUAACGAUCAUUUCUGGACCCUGAAUGUCAACUUUGGCCGUCGGUAUACACCUCUGAAGAAUCAGUUAGAAUGGCUCGAGAAUUGGAGCAGGAAGCCUCACUCGCUGGGCCUCGGGAAGAAGGAGCAUCAGUUUGAUCUGAGACCCACGAUGAAGAUAUCGAUCCCCGCCCACCUCAUCCUGCUGUCUCUGUGGCUCCUGGAGAACAAAUACACUGGGAACAAACAACCGCUGCACCUUUCAGAAGUGGAGGAUGCAAAGGCUGGAGGUCGGAGGUCCAGGAGCAGACGCCGCCUAGCGGACUAUGUUGCAUUUAACAACAAUGCUUCCAGUCCCCCGGGGGGCAUGACAAGGUCAUCUCUCUCACCCCGGGGUAAAAGCCCCUCCCGCGAAUCCCUGGGGGUGAGGACAUUGAGUCGGUCCCCUCAAGGUCGGGAUGGAGAGUUGAAGUCAUCAGCGGUUCUGGAUGUUGAGAAUAUGAAUGAAAUAUACAAGCAAGUCCUUGAUAGUCGCGAUGACAGCAGUUCUAUUGAUGUGAGUUCUCUGGCCAGUGAUGAACUGGAUGGAGGACAACUCUCCAUCAUCAGGGGCACUGGCAGCCCCCAGAGACAAGGCAGUGUGUCCCUGCUGAACAGAACCGUCCAGCUGCCCGCAGAAGCCAUGCAACAGCCUCUCAACUCCUCCCUCCCCAAGACCUCCUCUUCCAGGGGCUCAUGCAGGGGAGGUAACUCCAGGAGUCCACGUCAGAGCCCAAACAGCACCACCAGGAGUCGGAAAGUCCGGUCUCCAAACCCUUCGUUGAGGGAGUCGAUACAACAGUCGGAGAAUGCACGGCAAAGCGGAGGGUCAGCUGUUGGUGGAGACCUGGCAUCACAGCUGCAGAACAUUGUGCGCUCGGAGAUGAGGAGAAUCAUGGAGGUUCAACACAAGAGCUUGAUGGCGAUGAUGGGUGCUAUUGAUGGUCCCGAUGCUGAGAGCUAUCCUGUCACACCUCAACAACAAGCUCCAUCCUAUAGAGGUCAGGACAGGUCAAUGACUGUGGACGACCUUCACCGCUCACAGCAGCCCCCAAUAAGAGGGGUGUUGAGAGAGAUGCGGAACUUAAGAACAACAACAGAACACUCCAAUCUCCAGCGUGGCCUUUCACCAGGGAAAGAGAACUCUCUGCCACUUGGUAUAUCUGACUUGAGACAUCCCGCUGAUUCUUCCUUCCCCAAAUUCCUACGAAUACCAGCAGAAAGAGAUAUCAACGAUGGCUUCAAACUACCUCACAUCCCUGUCUCAGCAUGGAAUGAUCCGACCCAACAGCACGGGAAGGGAGUUCCCGAAAUGCCGUUACUUCAUCUCAAUCAGGCUCCAGCCAAUUUCUUUCAAGGUUUACAUAAGACAACUCCGGGGCAGUUCCCCAUCCAUCCCCCGCCAUAUGACCACAGUCAGUCCAAUCAGUUAUCAUCUCAAGAUGGCCACCUUGGGAUGCCGUUGCUGAAAAUGCCCAAGCAAGAGUCAGCCUUCCUGAACAUCGGACAACCACAAGGAUUUGGCCGCUUGGUCCCACCGGAGUAUGUGAUCGGUCACCACCAGGAGGUCCACCAGAGGGAGCUGGAAAAGCAGCGCCACCUAGAGGAAUUUCACAAACAGUAUGUCAAGGAGCAGACGGAGAUGGACAAGCAGCGGUUCGGCCAGCAGCUUCUCAGUGUGAAGACACAGAGAGUACAGGAGAGCUAUGGAAUUAAGAGAAGUCCACGAAGAGUCAGGAGAAUCAAGUCUCCCCCAGAAAAGCCAGCAGCUCAAAGUGCUGUCCAUGAUGAGUUGAGUCCGGAGAGACAGAUGGAGAAGACUGAGGAGGAGAUAGAGGAGAAACCUCAGGAGGAAGAGGUGGAGAGAGAGGAAGAGGAGGAGAGCUUUGAGACAGAGGAGGAAGAAAGUGGGCAGGAGAUUGAUGAUGGAUAUGCUCUCAGGCCUGGUGCGUUUGAUGCGUAUCUGCACCUCGGCCGGGCUCUGGGAGUCAGGGACGACAACACAGCCGCCGGCUUCCAGUACCAGCUGGCCAUGAAGAUGAAGGAACAACAGACCAGGAGGAGGAGGAAGGUUGAUUUUGCCACCAUGACACGAGAGUUGGUUGAUGGGGAGAUGUCGACAGACCCUGCCAUGGAGGUUGUACGCACAGCAGAGGCAGCCACAUCAAUAACGAGGGAUACAGGUGUAGACCCAAUCCAGGAGGCCCUGAUUGAGUAUAAUCAAGCCAUGCAAGGGACGGUAGUGCCACCCGAUGUCUUCUUGGGGCUUCGGUUCCCAGAUGGGGAGGCUCAGCCUGGAUCAGGAGGGGCCCCUGGAGAGAAGGGGCCAGGUCGUUCCUACCUGAACGUGGUGGACAUUCGAGCAUCUGCUGUGAUGAGAGAUCUGGCGGAGAGGCCGGCCGAGGACAGGAUACAGCCGGACAUCAGCCUCAAACCUUCCUCCAUCUCCGCUACUGCAGCACGAAGGAUGGGCCAGAGGAUGGAUGCUGUAGAGGAAGGUCUGCGUGAGGACUUGGAGCCACCUCGGCGUUACCAUCAUGAUGCCGUCACCGUCCGAAUGUUUGAGUCUCGGCAGGCUGGGGAAGACAGAGUGUCGGUUGCUCUGAUGCCGAGAGGAAGCAUGAGGGAGUCCAAGGUGGCCAUGAUCCGACGACUUCGAGAAAUGAACGAGCAGAUGCAUGCCAUAGACGAGAUGUCAAACAACAUGGAGUCAGACUUCAUGAACACCCAUCUUAUGCUCAACACCCUGGAUGCAAUGGUGGAUGCUGCACAUCCUUCAGCUCAAAGGAGGGUAACUUCAGAUUCAAGAAGUUCCUCACCAUUAAGAGAUUCUCAAGAGGGCCGUGUAUCAGGCAGACUGACACCAAAGUCUUCCCAGAGAUCUCCUCAGCCAAGCGCCAGAUCAGCACGCUCCAAGAAGUCGACCAGGACCAGUGCGGAUGCAAGUCACAUGUCUGGCCUGAGCGGCAUCAGUGACAUCAUCGGUGAGGUCAUCGCCGGCGGGGGUGUUGACCUUGCAGAGGCUGGAAUAACCACUGCAGAGGCUGAGAUGUUGGCUUAUAAAGCCAAAGGGAGCAGGGCUGCGGCGGAUGAGAGGGUACGCAUGAGUGUGGAGAAGCUGCAGCAGAUGGUGACCCAGGCGCAAGGGAACGCCAACCAGAACGACCAGGAACGCCAGAGGGAGCUGCAAGACUGGAUGGCGGAGAAGUACUCGGAGAGACAGCAGGAGUUCCGGAGACAGAGAGCCGAGCUACGGGAGAGGGAAGUCAGUCCAUUCAAACCAAGCAACCUUGUCACAGAGGCAACACUAAGGAGCAGAGCACUUCAAGAAGCUGAGAAGGAGCGAACAGCAUUCAGGAAGAACACUGGCAAGGAGAACAUGGAAAGACGAUUUGAAGAAGCUGAGAUGCUUCUUGGAGAUAUUUUGGUUGACAAGCCACAACUUCCUAAAGAACAGCCUUCACGGAAAGCUCCACGUAAAGUUUCACCCAAGCGAACAUCGUCCCUGUCACCGCAACGUACUUCAUCUCUGACCCCCAAGUUCAAGAGGAAGACUUCCCCGCCGAGGGCAGGACAGAGGGUGCUUCGACCAACGCUGACCGAUGCAAGUCCAACUUUGUCACUGAGGUCCAGGAACUUGGAAAGAACGAGGGUGAUUCAGACCGACUUCAGGAGGACCCCGAGUCCCGAUAGUCCCACGAAGAAGGGCAUCCUAAAGACUUCCGACAACUUUGAGGAACGACCAAGACGCCAGGAUGGUGUUCUCGCCUUCUCGGAUGAAAUGUUAUUGGAACAAGGACUUGACUCAGACUUUGACAGAACAGGUGGUUCCACAGCAGAUCUUCUGAGUUACGCUCGCCAUGUGGAGGAAAUGGAUGACAAGCCUCUGCCCUUUGAAGGCUACACCAAGGACUCCAGAUCAGAACCCAAGAAGACCAAUGUCCCUGUGAAGCCCUACAAGCCCAAGUCCUUCACCGAGCUGGUGAGACUGCAGCGACCCGAGAAGCUCCGGACAGGUCCAGUGAAGCGGGCGGGGCCCAACUACGUUGAGAGGCUGUCUAGUAUGAGUCGGCAGAACACAGCACGUGAUUCCACAACGGAGGAAAAGGAGAGGCUGUAUGGUUCUAAGCACAUCCCUGGCACAGCGCGGAAGGCGGCCACAGGGCCACGGCGGGUGAAGACGUACGCAGAGCGUCUACAGGAGAUGAAGCCAAGGACGCAGUACUCCACGCCAGUCGUCCCCAGACAGCAUGUCCCAGAGUCAGUGAGAACACGCUCAGCGGGCUGGCAGGCAACGUAUCGGAAGCCAACUCCUAAAGGUCCCAAGCACAAACCCCAGACCUACGUGGAACAGCUGAAGAGACUGAAUGCCAACUCAACCUCGCAGAGAACACUGAAAGGAGGCAAGACAGUGACCAUCCAGCCCCGCACAUUCAUGAAGGCAAGAAAGCCGGCCCAUCCUGCCAAGAAUUAUGUGGAACAGUUGCAGGACAUCAAUGCACAAGCUCCAGAAACUCUCAGGCGAACAGCCCAGAGCCGCAGAUACCCAACUGGAAGGGGUGUGACUCGGCCCCGCCCCUACAGCACCCCCUACAGGUCGAUGGAGGAAGAUAUCGCUGAGGGAUGGGAGGCGAGGUCCGAGGUCAGCGACUGGGUCAUGGAGGAUGAUGUCCGACAGUUGCUGUAUGCAGAGGAUGAUGCGUCUGUUGUCUACACGGUGGGAGGAACAGCCUCAGCCUUGGACUACCCGAUGUCCGACGGUAGGUCCGACUACUACAAUGAAGUGAUGGGCGAGGACGACUACCUCUACCCCAACUCCGUCGACGUUGACGAGAUAUGGGACAUUGCUGAUGCAGCCUCCAUCGGAAGUGGCAGCGUGGCCAGUGUCAUAGACUGGGAUGCAGUGGAUAGGCUCAUUGCAGACGAAGAUGAUGUGUAGUCUUCAUGCAUGCAUGUAUUAAUGGGGCAUUCUUGUGGAGUUUGUGCCCUUUUGAUAUGAUACAAGGAUCGCAAUGAUGGUUACCGUAUUCGGGUACUCUCAACAUUAGAAAUAAGGGGCUCUUAUUAGAAUAUUAUUUUGGUUGAGAGAUAAAUUUCUUGGUUUUUGCUGACAGCAUGAAAUGUAUAUAUACGACAGAUGUAUUUUUCCUGAAUGUAAUUGCCCCUAAUUAAGGGUGCAUAUAACACAUGAGUGCGUAUUAUACACAAAUAAAUAAGACUUUUGUACAUUGAUCAAUCGGAAGGGGUGCUAAUUGAGAUUGUUCACAAGUAGAUAUAUUAGCAAAUAUCGCCGUGGGCACUUAUUAGAGUGGGGCGCUUAUUAUGUCAAAUACGGUAUGUGUUUUGGAUGAUGGAGCUUUAGUAAUUUCAAACUGAAAUCUUGUAUUGCAAAUUGGUCUCAGCAAGAGAAAAUUGUAAUGCCUCCGUGAACAAAGAUUUUGCUGUUUGAAUGCAAAUAAUUGAAGUUUUAGAUAAAUGAAGCACAAUGUUGUUACUAUCUAUAAUCAUUACACCCCGAUGUAUCCUGUGGGUCCACGACUCCUGCAUACUUUCCUCAUGAUAUUUUGAUUCCUCUGUUCUCCUGUACAGUUGAUGCUUGUGACCUCAGUUAGCUGUCUGUGAUAUUAUUUCAUUUAUUUAUCUGGUUAAUGUAGAUAUUGUACACAAAAUGUUUUAUUUAAGUAUUUAAGAGCAGUAAAUCUUUAGUUACCAAGUAACCCGCUCAUUGUAUGUACAGUGAUCUAAAUGCUCAAUUCAGCGGGGACAUCACUCGCUAGUUGGAGACAUUAACUGGAAAUAGUGAUAGCUUUAUCCAGAUAUCAGUGAAUCCAUCCAGACAUUUGUCACUUCUUUUAUACAAGAGAAAUAAAGUACAUAUAUAUUCA
Molecule: messenger RNA, 10921 nt
Organism: Haliotis rufescens (red abalone)
Lineage: Eukaryota; Metazoa; Mollusca; Gastropoda; Lepetellida; Haliotidae
Exons: 41
Coding region: 145-9975 (3276 amino acids)
Source: RefSeq, a predicted model, not a curated record